Porites evermanni is the source of this 3104-nucleotide messenger RNA. The record is from the annotation of a GenBank genome assembly. NCBI's taxonomy places the organism in Eukaryota, Metazoa, Cnidaria, Anthozoa, Scleractinia, Poritidae.
AUGCCAUUCUGUAUGAAGAUACCACUGGCCAUUAUGUUAUGGAUAGCACCGUUACUGUUGAUCCCCAUGUGUUCUGCGAAUAGUGAUAACAGCAGCAACAAGGUGAGUUCGAUCUGUUCAAUUUCAGAUGAGCGAUAUCAGUGAUUAAUCGAGAAAGUGAAUGGUCGUUGAUUGACGGCAUGAUUUACCAGUAAAAAAGGAAUGCAAUAGAAUGGAAUCAAUGAAAGUAUGAGAAUAAUUUUUUGUAUCUAGACAUGUUUUAUGCCGCUUCACUAUAUACAUAUUAAUGGUAAAACCUAUAAUAAUAGAAAUGGGUAGUCCCCUACUCAAAUAAUGCAAAUGAACAGGAAAUGAAUAGUUGAACAAUUGUUCAACUGAACGAAUGAUGGACUUGUUUUUCUGUUCUUAGCUUAUGUCUGCUUUUAUAUAUUUAUUCAUUAUUUAUUAAUAUUUAUUGUCAAUUAUUUAUCUACUUAUUUUUCAAAGGCUAUUCAAGGAGCAAACAUACCAAGUGCAUAAACUCCAAGUCAAAGAGAAUGAAUAAUGCAUUGCUCCUUUAUUUUUUUCACUUCUGCCCUUAAUUUCUUCAACAGAAUUCCCAACAUGGCUCUUGUGGUUACUCUCCGUGUUUCUGCGCACCGGGGAUACCUGGCAUCCCAGGAAGCCCGGGACCCGCGGGACCAGCUGGUACAACAGGAUCACCCGGGAAAAACGGACCCGAAGGACCUAUGGGUCCACGAGGAGUCAAAGGCGAUGAAGGCCCCCGUGGAAAACAAGGACUUCCAGGCGCCAAUGGAGGUACAGGGUCAACGGGUCCAGCAGGCAAAGGCGGAAGCAAGGGUGAUGCAGGUCCCCCUGGAAGUCAAGGACCCCCUGGCCCCAAGGGACCACAAGGCCCCUCGGGUCAAGCUGGAAAGAAGGGUGAUACAGGUCCUCCUGGAAGUCAAGGUCCCUCUGGUCCCAAGGGGGCUCUAGGGUCUUUCACACGUAAUUGGAAACAGUGCGUUUUUAAGAAUCUGAACGAAGGCAGGGACUCUGGAUUGGUCAAGGUAAAAGCUAAAAGUUUGCCUCAGAAUAAAACUUUCGUCAGUACUUGGGUUUUAUUUAGAAAGAUGAAGGUCCUAUUCGCAAAUUUGCUUGGACUAGAACCAGUAUCCCGUGCUGCUCAUCCCCCAGUUCUUCAACUAAUUUAUUUCCUCUCCUUUCAACAUGAUGUAAACUUUCAAAAGAUUCUUUUUUCUAGUAAAGUCAUGCAAAACAAAUGAUAUUAUAUAAGGGACUGUGCAAUAAUUAUCAGGAGGGGGGGCUGAAAAACUCGAGUUAUCUAGCAAAAACUUAGACAGUACCCCCCCUCCAAAACAAAAAAAAAUUAGUUCUAAUCCCCCCUCUGUUAUGUUAAAAAUAACGUCGCACCCCCCUCCCCCUCCCACCACAUUGGUAAACUCAAAACUGGACUGAGCUGCCAUCACAGCUUCAAUAAUGACAAACGUUAUUAUGUAACAUCUAGUAUCGAGAAGGAUGUUGAUCGUUUGAUUGAAGAUUUAGACAAAGCAUUUGCUAAGUACCGGGGUGCUUACCACAUUGGCUCAAAAUCUAAAAUUUCUGAAGCCAGAAAGAGAAAGGAGCAGGGAAAAAAAUCAAAGAACAGGAGAUUGAACGCUUCAGAUAACAGACGAAAAAGAGCUUGCAUUAUAUUUAGAUCCUUGGGAGGAGAGCCUGUUGACAGCUGUGUUGAACUUUGUUAUGAGCCACAUAUUAUAUGGAACUCAGCAAAUCGAUUCAGUUGAUGAAGAAACAUUACUUUUAUUCACAUCAAAAACCGACAAAGCUUGUCUACGAGAUCUGUUUGAUUCCCAUUGUUUUAUGGGGGAAGCUGAAAAACAAGUUCAUGAUUUUUGCUUUACAUAGGAUCAGCUCAAUUAAUUAGAAGACGGGUUAAAAGUCAGUUGUGAAUUUGCUUUUCAUUUUGAUGGAAUAUUUUCAAUAAUCGUUUAACAGCUGUUCGUGUUGAUAUUUGUUACAGUCUAUCGUGAUGCCUGUAUUGAGAAUCUUUUAUUGCGUUUAAUUUUAUUUACAUUUCGAAUAAAACUUAAGGCCCCCCCUCCGUCAAAUGAGUGAUUUUACUUUGAGCCCCCCCUAUCUUGGCAGCAAUUUUAUGUAAUGCCCCCCCUCUAGUUUUUCAGCCCCCCCUCCUGAUAAUUAUUGCACAGUCCCUAAAAACACUGCUCAACAUUUUUAAUGUGAAUGGUAACACCAUCACAGGAGUUUGUUCACAGAUUCAAGAGUCCGUUUACCGCACCCUCAUUGCAGCCUGUCAAGUUCCAGGCGUACAAAGGUUGAGUGACACACACCCUCUCCUUUUUUUUCCUGCUCAAUUUUCUUGCACCUUUCCCACUAUCAGCACGCCUGGAACAGGCAGCUUUCCAGCAUGUACCACAGCAUGAAAAAGUACCAAAUUAGGACACUGUUGUGAAUAAAAAAGUUACUGCGCUUUUCAAAAACACGCGAAUUCUGAGGUUCAAAAGCUAACUGACGUUUGCGUUUUUCGCUGCCGUCAAUCAUUUAAGUGGACCUCGUACAGGAAAUAGGAGUUUACUUCAACGGCCUCAAAAGGUCACGGUUUGUGAGUUGUGAUUGGUAGAUUUCGAUACGUUUUGUGUGUUUUUGAAAGCGCAGUAAAAGAUGACCCUGAGAACCUUGAAUUUGGUUGCUCUGUUUAUUAUUUCCUAUCCAUUUAACAGGAAUGUAUUUUCAAGAAGACGUCAGACAACACAGGGCUGCGUGUCUACUGGAGUGGGCAUCUCCGCAUCUACAACUGCAACGGCUGUUGUAAGCGAUGGUAUUUCACCUUUAAUGGCGCAGAGUGUUCGGCUCCAGCAGCUAUUGAUGCUACAGUCUAUAUGUAUCGCGGAGCAGGCAGCAGACUAAACAAUUUGUACCGCCCACGUCACGUCGAAGGAGUUUGCGAUAAAAUUCACAAAGGCACUGUGCGCGUGGGAUUCUGGGUCGGCAACUGCUCAGGUUACGGUUCUGCAGAUGCGGCCACGGGAUGGAACUCAGUGUCCCGGAUCUACGUAGAAGAAGUACCUCCCUCUCAAGUUUAA